Molecule: messenger RNA, 3267 nt
Organism: Peronospora farinosa
Lineage: Eukaryota; Oomycota; Peronosporomycetes; Peronosporales; Peronosporaceae
Source: the annotation of a GenBank genome assembly
AUGGUCGGGUUCCAAGAGACCAAGUUUAGCUCCUGGGACCACGUCAAACGUGCCAAUUAUUUUAUCGCUUCUAUCGACUCGAGGGCGGUCUAUUUCUGGUCUCACGGGGCGGACUCCGACUACUCCGGGUCUCGUGGCCACGAUGGCGUGGGUAUCGUCUUCCGGGGCGAUCACCCCUUCGACUCGCUGAAGGACGUCUCCAGCUCAUUUGCCGAUGCAGCUGAGCUGUCGCAUCGAUACCUUGUCAUUGAAGCUACUAUUGGCGCGACGACCAUUUUUUUUCACGUCAUUUACGCUCCCGUGUCCGGCGAUAUGAGACGGACUUUUUUUGACAUCCUGCCACACUCCUUCCCCGACGGGUGCCAUCACUUGGCGCUCGGUGACUUCAACGUACCGAUCGACCCAUCACUUGACGAGCGGGUGGCCUCCCGUACAUCACCUGGAGUUGCCGAGCUGCUCAAUUGGCAAUUGCGCCUGGGGGUCGUCGAUGCGUGGCGUACCUUUCACCCUCUCCUUCGGGAAUUCACCGGUCCCGGCCGGCGGAACCGUAUCGACUAUGGUUUCGCAUCGUCGGAGCUUCUCGAGGAUUACGUGGUUUGCUUCGAUCAUGUCAAGGACAAGAUCUGGCACCACGCCGACCACCUACCACUGUCUUUUACGCUUCAAUCUCCACUCUAUCCUCAGCGGACGCAGCUGCCGUGGAAAUGUCCAUCGUGGUUGCUUAAACAUUCCGCCGUCUCUGCUGUCUUAGGGCACUCCCUCGACGCCUUGCGGGCUCGCAUCCGAACCGGUAUCGCCGACAACCCGGGAGCAUUGUAUGACGAACACAAAAGGGCGGACGGAAUUUACCUCCGCCAAAUGUUUCACGUACUGAAGAAUUCUGACGCCGUCGUGGAACGGUACCUCACGCAGGACUUGCACGAGGCUACGUGUGCCCACGCCACCGAGAACUCGGAACCUUCAGCGACUAGUCUCCUCGCUGCGCGGGAUGCGCUGGCGACGCACAAAGCCUUCAUCCAGUCUCGGUGCGAGGCUGCUAAAUUCGACAAGGAUGUCAGCACUGGCGAGUCCGGGUCCUCGUAUUUCUUUCGUUCUCCGAGUUCGGUCAAUCUUCGGGUCUCCAUACCGAGCGCUACACGUCCGGACGGGUCUUCGACGACAGACCCUGACGAGAUGGCUGAGGUUCACCGGAAAUACUGGGGUUCUCUCUAUCGCAGCCCCUCUCACGACUUCAUCUCUUCGACAUCCGUGUCGCCAUUCCAACCUCUGGAGCUUCUACGCCUUCUCAGGCACACCACUUCAUGCAUCUCGUCUGCCGACCAAGUGCAUCUCGAUGCGCCUAUGACGGCAAACGACUUUUAUUGGGCCAUCACGACUUCAGGACGCGGCAGGUCAAGUGGUUUGGAUGGCUUGCCGAUCGAGUAUUUUCAGCUGUCGCCCCAUAAGUGGGCCCAAGUUCUCGAAGGAGUGUAUGCGAGCCAGCUCCGUCUUGGUCGUAUGACCAAAUUUCAGCGGCGCGCCUCCAUCACACUUCUUCACAAAUCCGGGGACCGCGGGGACCCGAGUAACUACCGCCCGAUCACACUUCUAAACCAUGACGCCAAGCUUGGGCCCAAGAUUAUGGCUCAUCGACUUCGGAACGUCCUGCCCCACGUCCUCCACGGGGACCAAUCCGGUUUUGUCUCCGGCCGUUCAAUCCGACAUUCGCUUGCUCGGUUUCAGGAUCUUCAACAAUUUUGUUCUUCGUCUGGUCGCACUCAGGCAGGCGCUGUCCUCCUGGACUUCGCCAAGGCGUUUGACAGCGUCCUCUGGCCGGCUUUGCGCCUCGUGCUUGAGCACAUGGGGUUCGGCCCUCACUUUCUUCAUUGCGUCAAGACGUUCUAUACCGGCACACUUGUUGCUGUUCUGGUUAAUGGACGAGCUAGUCGCUACUUUGAGCUCGGAUGCGGGGUCCGUCAAGGUGACCCCCUCUCUCCUGCUCUUUUUGUUUUAUUUCUGGAGCCCAUGCUCAACUAUCUCCGGGUGACUACCGGUUCUCUCGGGAUACGUGUGCCCACAGAUGCAACUCGACACCACUUGCUCGCCUUCGCCGACGAUUGCACAGGCUUCCUCGACGACUUGGCAGAGACACCACUUUUCUUGCGGACCGUCCGUGGCUACGCUGACGCCGCCGGUCUUAAACUUAACGUUUCAAAAACGAAAUUGCUCCCGUUCACAGCUUGUGCUCCGGAGCUCCGAAGCUCACUCGUUGAGCUCGGCUUCACCGUCGUGGCAGACAAUGCAUCUACGAAGCUACUUGGGAUUGACCAAAGCCCGUGUCUCCCGGUAUGUCGACGCUAUGACCGCAUUCUGCCUCUCCUGGUUUCGAGGUGCCUUUUGUGGCGUUACCGCGCCCGAACACUACGUGGUCGUGCGGUUAUCCUCCGGACUAUAAUACUCCCAUUGCUUUGGUAUACAGCGGCAGUCACUCCGAUGCCACCCGCGGUAGCCGCACAAGUGACUCUACUCUGCAAAGCUUUCCUGUUCAAGCGCGUUAUUGGAUCUCCAUCUUCGAUCCGGGGGCCUCUGGCUGAGGAAUGGCUGUAUUGGCCGACCUCUCGAGGGGGUCUCGGCCUUCCCAACGUCGCUAUUUUUGCUCAGACUCUUCUACUAUGUUCUUUGCGGGAUGCAGUUUCUUCGGCGGGUUCUCCUUGCAUCAUCUCGCGCUGGAGCUCUCCUGCAAUAGCUCUGUUCUCUAUGCCUCUCGGUCCGUCCGGCUCCGGUUUCGACAUUCUCUACUGCGCUGUUCCGAAAUCAGUCGCUCCAACGCCUCAGUGGGCUCUACUAGGGCGCUUCUGGUACGCUGCCUUACAGACAUGGCAACGUCUUCGGGACUCGUCGCACCACACGUCGGCACUCUCCCAAUUUUUGCUCGACGCCCCACUUUGGAGGAAUGUCUACUUCAAGGUCGGCACUCUCGGUCGCUUACUUGAAGACUCUUCUACCUUGGUUACCCAUUUCAGGAAUCUGGGCUAUGUGCGCCUACGUGAUUUCCUCCUUCGUCAUGGUCGGCUGCCUGACAAGGCACUUUGCCUCUCCAUUUUGGCAGGGGUAGCCUUUGGAAGCCCCCCGACUGCGCUCGCUCGCUGUCUCGCAAUUUCUUUCCAAAUUAUCACUCUGGUGCCUCGCCUCGGUUGCUGCUUCAUAUGGGCCGGCCCUCCCUGCCCACCUGUGCAGCGCGCGUCAUGGCUGGUCCUUUCAAGGAGUCCUCUUUGGUCACCUCCCUAA